Molecule: messenger RNA, 786 nt
Organism: Acanthisitta chloris (rifleman)
Lineage: Eukaryota; Metazoa; Chordata; Aves; Passeriformes; Acanthisittidae
Product: folate receptor gamma-like
Cellular component (GO): external side of plasma membrane
Molecular function (GO): signaling receptor activity
Source: RefSeq, a predicted model, not a curated record
AUGAGCCGUGCUCGCCCCGCAGCGUCUAGAGCCCAGCGCCCCCCCAGAGCUAUGGCAGCGGCGUUGGCACUGCUGGUGCUGGUGGCCUGGCUGGCUGCCACCACCACAGCUGCGAUGGCGACGCAGGACUCGCUGCUCAACACCUGCCUGGACGCCAAAAACCACAAAAAGGAGCCUGGCCCCGAGGGACAGCUCUACGGGCAGUGUGUCCUCUGGAAGGACAAUGCCUGCUGCACUGCCAACACCAGCAUGGAAGCACACCAGGACCAGUCCUACCUGUACAACUUCAACUGGGACCACUGCGGGGCCAUGCCGGAGAAGUGCAAGCGCCACUUCAUCCAGGACACGUGUCUCUAUGAGUGUUCCCCCAACCUGGGGCCAUGGAUCGACCAGGCGGACACUAGCUGGCGGAAGCAGCGGAUCCGGGAUGUGCCGCUGUGCUGGGAGGACUGCGAGCAGUGGUGGGAGGAUUGUCAGGAUGCUGUCACCUGCAAAGUCAACUGGCACAAGGGCUGGAACUGGACCACGGGCACCAACCAGUGUCCCCGGGGCGCCAUGUGCCAGAAGUUCAAGUUUGUGUUCCCCACCGCGGCCGCGCUUUGCGAGCAGGUCUGGUCUGGCUCUAAUCGCGGCAGUGGCCACUGCAUCCAGAUGUGGUUCGACCCCGUGCAGGGGAAUCCAAAUGUUGCCGUGGCCCAGUAUUACGCUAGCAGUAAUGCCCUCCCAAACCUCCCACUCCCCAUCCUGCUGGCCCUGCUGCCCCCUACUCUCCUAGUCCUGCUCUGA